AUGAAGCCAGCCACAAACUUCAGUUUGAGUCACAAGCAUCUCCUGAGAGAUUAUACGCCAUCACCCAGCAAUGACCAUUGCAGAACCGUGGUCGUUAAUCAGCGCAUUGUUGUCACAACCAUGGCUGCAACAAUAAGUCUUUGUCUCAUCGUUUUGCUAAUCUGCAAAUGCUUUCACCGGUCAAAUCGCUCCAGAAAUCCCACCAACGUUAACCCAAGAGCACCAUCCAUCGACGACGAACUCGCAUCCAUUCCUGCCCUUGUAUAUGCAGAAUCGACGCUGCGGUCAUCGCAGCCUUCUUGUUCUGACGACGAUUCCUUGGAGCUUGAAGAACACUGCGCUAUAUGCUUGGAAGGUUACGUGCAUGGAGACAGUGUCAGGGUUUUGCCGAGUUGUAAGCACACGUUCCACAAGAAAUGCAUUGAAGAAUGGCUUCAGGUUCCAUCUUUGCGUUGUCCCAUUUGCAGGGAUCAGAUUCUCGAGCGUUGCCUGCAAUCCACGAGGUCCAAUAGCAGGAAUCAAAGGGAUGGUAUUGCUAAUCCUUUUCCAUCUCUGGCUUUCAACCUUGAUGGUAACUAUGCAUUGUAUCCAUCAGUGAUCAGCAAUUUUACCCAAACGUUUUCAAUUACUUAA
Molecule: messenger RNA, 633 nt
Organism: Theobroma umbraticum
Lineage: Eukaryota; Viridiplantae; Streptophyta; Magnoliopsida; Malvales; Malvaceae
Source: RefSeq, a predicted model, not a curated record